ACACUAUCAGUUUUCCUCGGUGUUUUGGUUUGUCAUGUCUGGCGGAGAUCGGGAGAAGCUGCGUCUCUUUGUAGCCACCAGUAGGAGACGCUUGGGCGACCUCCUGGAGCGCCUAAACUGGAGCGAGCAGGGGGUGAUGGAGGCCAAAAGUGGACACAUUUUGGAGCACAAAGCUGAGACAGUGGAGCCACUGCCCGACUCCUGCUGCUUCAACCCCGCCUUUAGCGUUCAGCUCGACGACGCAUCUAUCCAGCAAAUUGUUGGAACGGAUGCGGGCCAGCCAAGUGGCGCUAACUGCUUUGAAGACCUUCAGGUGGCACUCAAUGCGCCCAACAGGCUCCUCAUCUACGAGCACGUCCUCCGGCACACUGCAAAGCAUCCACAGUUCGAGGAUAAUGCCGCCUUCGCUGAGCUAGUGGGCGAGACCAAGCGGGAGGGGAAGAAGCAGCGUCGCCACCGCAAGAGCAAGCCCACGCUCAACGAGGAGCUGCACCAGCUAGUUAGCCUUCAGAUGCAGGCGCUGCAGAGGCAGUGGGAGCAGGAGAGGGCCCGGAAGCAGGAACGCAAGCAGAGGGAGCGGGAGCACAGGAAGAGGGAGCAGGAGCACAGAUCGAGGGAGCAGGAGCAUAGAUCGAGGGACCAGGAGCAUAGAACGAAGGAGCAGCAGCACAGAACAAGGGAGUGGGAGCACAGGCACUCAGGUAGCCGGAGGAGAAGUCGGAGUCGCAGCCCGGAGAAGCAACGCCAUGGACACAGGCGUCGGGAGGAGCGGAAGCCGCACAGGCAUCAUCAUUCCUACACUUCUGGUUAUUAAAACAGGAAGUCCAUUCGCAUCUGUAGGAAGAAACACCAUUCCUACACCUCUGGUCAUUAAAACAGGGAUUCCAUGCGCAUCUGGAGGAGGAAACAUCAUUCCCGCACCUCUGCUCAUUAACAGAGGGAAUCAAUCCUCAUCUGGAGGAAGAAACACCAUUCCUACACCUCUGGUCAUUAAAAAAGGGAAUGGGAAACCAUCUGGACGAGGAGCACCCACAUCAAACACCGAACACUGUGGUCACCAGAGCACUUCCUAUGUUUAGCCGACUGUUUAUUUGGGUAUUCAGAUAA
Drosophila subpulchrella is the source of this 1107-nucleotide messenger RNA. RefSeq names its product matrix metalloproteinase-2. The record is from RefSeq and is a predicted model, not a curated record. Lineage: Eukaryota; Metazoa; Arthropoda; Insecta; Diptera; Drosophilidae. Bases 35 to 814 code for a protein of 259 amino acids. The transcript has a single exon.